Messenger RNA from Orycteropus afer afer, 1070 nucleotides. RefSeq names its product glycerol-3-phosphate dehydrogenase 1 (gene GPD1). Gene Ontology annotation, cellular component: glycerol-3-phosphate dehydrogenase (FAD) complex; cytosol. The record is from RefSeq and is a predicted model, not a curated record. NCBI's taxonomy places the organism in Eukaryota, Metazoa, Chordata, Mammalia, Tubulidentata, Orycteropodidae. Gene Ontology annotation, molecular function: NAD binding; protein homodimerization activity; glycerol-3-phosphate dehydrogenase [NAD(P)+] activity. Gene Ontology annotation, biological process: carbohydrate metabolic process; glycerol-3-phosphate catabolic process.
UCCAGAAGAGAAGCGGCACCAUGGCUGGCAAGAAAGUCUGCAUUGUAGGCUCUGGCAACUGGGGCUCUGCCAUCGCCAAGAUCGUGGGUGGCAAUGCAGCUCAGCUGGCAAACUUCGACCCAAGGGUGGCCAUGUGGGUGUUUGAGGAAGACAUCGGGGGCAGGAAGCUGACAGAGAUCAUCAACACACAGCACGAGAAUGUCAAAUACCUGCCAGGGCACAAGCUGCCCCCUAAUGUGGUGGCUGUCCCAGAUGUGGUCCAAGCUGCAGCAGAUGCUGACAUCUUGAUCUUUGUGGUGCCCCAUCAGUUCAUCGGCAAGAUCUGUGACCAGCUCAAGGGCCAUCUGAAGGCAAAGGCCAUUGGCGUAUCUCUAAUUAAGGGGGUAGACGAGGGCCCCAACGGGCUGAAGCUCAUCUCUGAAGUGAUUGGGGAGCGCCUUGGCAUCCCCAUGAGUGUGCUGAUGGGGGCCAACAUUGCCAGCGAGGUGGCUGAUGAGAAGUUCUGUGAGACAACCAUUGGCUGCAAGGAUCCAGCCCAGGGACAGCUUCUGAAAGAACUGAUGCAGACACCCAAUUUCCGCAUCACUGUGGUGCAAGAGGUGGACACAGUAGAAAUCUGUGGAGCCUUAAAGAAUAUAGUGGCCGUGGGGGCUGGCUUCUGUGAUGGGCUGGGCUUUGGCGACAACACCAAGGCAGCGGUGAUCCGGCUAGGGCUCAUGGAGAUGAUUGCCUUCGCCAAGCUCUUCUGCAGUGGCCCUGUGUCCUCUGCCACCUUCUUGGAGAGCUGCGGUGUUGCUGACCUCAUUACUACCUGUUACGGAGGGCGGAACCGCAAGGUGGCCGAGGCCUUCGCUCGCACAGGAAAGUCCAUUGAGCAGCUGGAGAAAGAAAUGCUGAAUGGGCAGAAGCUGCAGGGGCCCCAGACAGCCCAGGAGCUACACAGCAUCCUCCAGCACAAGGGCCUGGUGGACAAGUUCCCCCUUUUCACCGCUGUGUACAAGAUAUGCUACGAGAGCCAGCCAGUGGCUAAAUUCAUCACCUGCCUACAGAAUCAUCCAGAACACUUGUGA